AUGGAUUCAACAGCAUCCAGACCACGGCCACGGCCAGCCCACACCCAAGGAACAACGAGGUGUGCAUAUACGACAGAUGGCAAUCGACUUGUGACCGUCGGCUCCAAUAAUACAAUUCGACUCUACAAAACUGGUUCUGACGGAGAACCUACAAAUAUCGACGACUGCCAAGAACAAAAUGUCUCCAUCGCAGCUGGAAAGGACUUCUUUGUUGUCGGCUCCGAAGACGGCACUUGGUGUGCGGUUGCAAGUGAUGAGCUUAGUGUCAAGCUUGUCAAUACCAAGGACAUUACACAGGUGAAGCAUAUGCGGGAGCACAGCAAGCCAGCCAGACAUGUCACCUUGGACCCUCAGGGACGGCUAGCUGCACUGUCUUGCACUGACGGCAUCAUAUACAUAUACUCCCUGACUUCUGAGGAGCCUGAACUGAUCCGUAAAGUCGAUGGAAUCAUUGGAGCCGUGGACAGCGAGGCCGAGGUAUCGACAAGAGUUGCCUGGCACCCCGACGGCCGAGCCUUUGCAGUACCCACUCCGACCAAAGAUAUUCAGGUCAUCUCCAAGAACGACUGGGAGAAGCAAAGACGUUUUGCCGACGGCCAUCUGUCUGAUAUAACUGCCAUUGCCUGGUCUCCGAACGGUGCCCUCCUAGCCUCGGCCGGCAAGGAUGGCAAGGUCUUGAUCUGGGAAACCAAAACCCAGAGUGUCAUACAGCGAUACGAUUACUCCAACGUCAUCGACCUGGCUUGGCACCCGUCCAGGAAUAUAUUAUCAUUCGCAACUACCGAUGGCGAGGUUUUCAUCUACCCAGACUUCCUUCCUGACCAAUUUUCUCCGUUAUUGAAGCUCAACACCCAACCAGCUCCCUUUAUUCACGAUCCUUUAUCCGAAAUCUCAGGAAACCGACAGCAAUUUCCGAUCAAUGGCCACAAAGAACAAGCAAUUCCCACCCGACCUCGUAGGGACUCUUUGGCGAGUAUAGACUCCCUGCUUGGUGAUGAGGCGGAGGAUGAUGAUUUUGUAGUCGACGACGACGGUGCUGGCUAUGCCGUUGGCCGAGGUAGUAAGCGAGUACGCGAUGUCGAUGAUGCGUUCGGGGAUCCAGCGAGCAAGCGGAUGCAUCUCAUGCAGCCACAGCAUCAUGAGGCAUUCCAACCUGGUUCAACGCCUUGGCGAGGCAACAGGAAAUACCUGUGUCUGAAUCUCAUUGGAUUUGUGUGGACAGUGGACCAAGACUCGCACUACACAGUGACGGUAGAGUUCUACGACCACGAAUUCCAACGAGAUUUUCACUUCACAGACACGUUUCUCUAUGACAAGGCUUGCCUGAAUGAACGCGGCACGCUGUUUUCGAGCCCGCCCAAAGAUGAUGCCCCAGCCUACAUUUUCUACAGACCACACGAGAGUUGGACUCAGCGUUCAGAUUGGCGAACACAGCUUCCAAAGGGAGAGGCUGUCACAGCCAUGUCCCUGAGCGAGUCCUUCAUCACAGUAACCACAUCUGCCAACUACGUCCGAGUAUACACUCUCUUCGGCAUGCCCUUCCGGGUGUAUCGCCCCAAGAGUUCUCCGAUGGUAACUUGCGCUAGUUGGAGAGACUAUGUCCUCACAAUAGGCAAUGGUCCUGUUGGGUCAGACGGGAGGACGCGUCUACUCUACACAAUUGAGAAUAUCAAACGAGAUGAGAUAUGCCAAAAUGAGGACACAGUAGCCUUACCAGAAGGGGCAAUUCUCAAGAGCGUGUUCUUCUCAGAUAACGGGGAUCCGUGCAUUUACGACUCAACUGGCACUCUACUCACACUACUCCACUGGCGGCAACCAUCUCGGGCUUGCUGGGUACCAUUAUUGGAUACCAACCUUCUCUCACGUCUAGCAUCUGGGCGAAAGAAUGAAUCAUACUUCCCAAUUGCAGUAGCAGACAACAGGUUCCACUGUAUCAUUCUCAAGGGCGGCGACCAAUACCCCUAUUUCCCGCGACCACUCUUAUCGGAAUUUGACUUCUCCAUACCAUUAGCAUCACCACCUGAUAAGAAGAAGAAGAAGAAGAGUGACGACGCUGAGGGUGGCGAAGACGAGGAGAUGACAGAAGACAAGGAAGAAGAGGAUGAAGACGCCGAGAAUCGAAAACUCGAGCAGCAAUUCAUGCUCAAAGGUGUACAGGCCGCUCAACUACGAGAUCUGGUUGACGCAACCUCUGGUAAUCACACUCAGAGAUCUCUGCUUUCCCGUAUUGAGCUGGAAAUCGACAAGACUCUCCUGCAGUUACUGGCAGUUGAGUGUCGUCAGGGCGAAGAUCGCGGUAUGCGUGCACUCGAAAUGGUGGAGCUCAUGCGCGACAGGACAGGUCGCAUGAUGGAGGCAGCUGGCAAGGUUGCCGAGAGGUACGGUCGUACGGUCUUGGGCGAGAAAAUUCGGGAAGUUGGGGAGAAGAGAGCCGGUGGUAUGGACGAGGAGGAUUUCUAA
Messenger RNA from Pochonia chlamydosporia 170, 2460 nucleotides. RefSeq names its product chromosome segregation protein (SepB). Gene Ontology annotation, molecular function: chromatin binding; protein binding. The transcript is spliced from 3 exons. Gene Ontology annotation, cellular component: nuclear replication fork. Gene Ontology annotation, biological process: DNA-templated DNA replication; mitotic cell cycle; DNA repair. Bases 1 to 2460 code for a protein of 819 amino acids. The record is from RefSeq and is a predicted model, not a curated record. NCBI's taxonomy places the organism in Eukaryota, Fungi, Ascomycota, Sordariomycetes, Hypocreales, Clavicipitaceae.